AUGACAUAUGUUCAGCUUUAUAUCCCAUUAGAAAUCUCCAGAGAAACUGUCUGUCUCUUAGGAAACUUGGGUAAUAUAAUGUUCAGAGAUUUAAACAAAGAUUUAACCGACUUUCAAAGAAGUUACGUUUCACAAUUAAGGAAAUUUGAUGACGUGGAAAGAUUACUCAAUUAUUUGAAAGAAACAGCUGACAAACAUUCAGACGCUACAUGGAAAUAUAUAUUACAUGUAGAUGAACAAGGUAAUGAUAUCAUAAGUCCCAGUUUGACAACUGUGGUACAAUCAUUGGGAUCAUAUUCACAGGAUUCAAUUAAUAACCUUAUAGGUGACGUCACAGGUUCAGAAACAAGAGUAAGACAACUAGAUGAUUCAUUGAAUGGGUUGAAGGAAAAAUUAAAUGGGCUUAUCGAAAAUAGAUGCGUCAUUAUUCAAUGCUCUAAAUAUUUGGAGCGUAAUCCAAAUACGAUAGGAAGAUCUACCUCUGAUAGCAAUUCAACUGCAAAUGCUAAUGAGAAUGACUUUAUAUUUAGUGAUGAAGAAGUUGAUGCUGUUAGUAAUACGUUGAGCGAUACCUUUUCCUUUGAUGAUGAUGAUAAUAAUAAUAAUGAUACCAAUAAUGACAACAAUUCGGGACAAGCACCAAUGAAUGCUCGAUUAACUACUGAUGAAACUACGUCGUUCGAGGAGUUUGGAUUCCUAGAAACAGGUUAUCAUCAUAGAUAUAUGAUUGCAGGUUCAAUUAAUAGAACUAAAGUAGAAUUAUUGAAUAGAAUCCUUUGGAGAUUACUUCGUGGUAAUUUGUUUUUCCAAAACUUCCCUAUUGAUAUCCCAUUAUUAGAAGGCAAAGAAAAAGUAGAGAAAGAUAGUUUUAUAGUGUUUACACAUGGUGACUUAUUACUAAGCAAAGUUAAACGUGUAAUUGAGUCACUCGAUGGGAAAGUUGUUACCUUAGAACGUCGUCCACAUGAUGCUGUUGAAAAAUUGAACUCUGAAAUAUCGGAUAUUCAACAAGUAGUUCACACUACCGAACAAACGCUCCAUACAGAAUUACUAGUGGUUAAUGAUCAAUUACCAACAUGGAAUGCUGUAGUGAAAAGAGAAAAAUAUAUUCAUGCAACAUUAAAUUUAUUUAAACAAGAAGUACAAGGAUUACUUGCCGAAGGUUGGAUUCCAUCUUCUGAUGUAGAUGAACUAUCUGACUCAUUAAAGGACCAUAGUGAAUCGCUUGGUUCCGAAUACGGUACAGUAGUAAAUAUAAUUCAUACCAAUAAGAAUCCUCCAACAUUCCAUAGAACUAAUAAAUUCACGCAGGCAUUCCAAUCUAUUGUCGACGCGUAUGCUACAGCUACUUACAAAGAAGUGAAUCCAGGGUUAGCUACCAUUGUUACUUUCCCGUUUAUGUUUGCUAUUAUGUUUGGUGAUGCCGGUCACGGUAUGAUUGUCUUGUUAAUUGCCUUGUAUUUUAUAUUAAAUGAAAAAAAAUUUGAGGCUAUGCAAAAAGAUGAAAUUCUGGAUAUGGUUUAUAGUGGUAGAUAUAUGAUUUGUUUGAUGGGUGCAUUUUCCAUAUACACAGGGAUAAUAUACAAUGAUAUAUUCUCUAGACCAAUGACAUUUUUCAAAUCCGGUUGGGAGUGGCCAUCUACUUUCAAAAAAGGAGAUUCAAUCGAAGCUGGGAAAGUUGGUGUAUAUUCGUUUGGUAUCGAUUAUGCUUGGCAUGGAGCUGAAAAUGGUUUACUAUUCAUGAAUUCUUACAAGAUGAAAUUAUCUAUAUUGAUGGGGUUCAUUCAUAUGACUUACUCAUAUGCCUUUGCAUAUAUUAAUUUCAGAUAUAAAAACUCAAGGGUGGACAUAAUUGGUAAUUUUAUUCCAGGUUUAAUCUUUAUGCAAUCCAUCUUUGGUUAUUUAUCUUGGGCAAUUGUAUACAAGUGGUCAAAAGAUUGGAUAAAAGAUGGGAAACCUGCUCCAGGUUUGUUAAAUAUGCUUAUCAACAUGUUUCUAUCACCAGGAACAAUAGAUGAGCCAUUAUAUCGUGGUCAGGCUGUCCUUCAAUCAAUAUUAUUAAUUGCUGCCUUGGUUUGUGUUCCAUGGUUAUUGUUAUAUAAACCAUUAACGUUAAGGAAACAAAAUAAAGGCUACCGACGCCUACAAAGUUCUAACGCUGAUAAUCCUCCCAUGUUAAAUAUUGAAAUACAAGAUCCAACUUUAGACAGCAGUAACAUUAACAACAGCAACAUGACGAUAACUGAUUACGGUGAUGAUACCAUAGCUGAUGAUGAUAAUGAGGAAGAAGAAGCCUUUGACUUUGGCGACGUAAUGAUUCAUCAAGUUAUACAUACAAUCGAAUUUUGUUUGAAUUGUAUUUCUCAUACCGCCUCAUAUUUACGUUUAUGGGCGCUAUCAUUAGCUCAUGCUCAACUAUCUUCAGUCUUAUGGGAUAUGACCAUUGGUAUUUCAUUCUCUUCUAAUAAUUCAGGUUCAACCUUAUCUGUUAUUAAAGUUAUUUUCUUAUUCGGUAUGUGGUUUGUUUUAUCAGUUUGUAUUUUAGUUUUUAUGGAAGGUACAUCUGCCAUGUUACAUGCUUUACGUUUACAUUGGGUUGAAGCGAUGUCAAAGUUUUUCGAAGGUGAAGGUUAUCCUUAUGAACCAUUUUCAUUUGAUAAUCUCAUCGAGUAA
This is a messenger RNA of Naumovozyma dairenensis CBS 421, 2673 nucleotides long. It is a transcript of the gene STV1, whose product is annotated as H(+)-transporting V0 sector ATPase subunit a. Gene Ontology annotation, cellular component: vacuolar proton-transporting V-type ATPase, V0 domain; fungal-type vacuole membrane; vacuolar proton-transporting V-type ATPase complex. Gene Ontology annotation, biological process: proton transmembrane transport; vacuolar acidification. Gene Ontology annotation, molecular function: proton-transporting ATPase activity, rotational mechanism; ATPase binding. Bases 1 to 2673 code for a protein of 890 amino acids. The record is from RefSeq and is a predicted model, not a curated record. The transcript has a single exon. Lineage: Eukaryota; Fungi; Ascomycota; Saccharomycetes; Saccharomycetales; Saccharomycetaceae.